Messenger RNA from Penicillium oxalicum, 1392 nucleotides. RefSeq names its product putative guanine deaminase. The transcript has a single exon. The coding region runs from base 1 to 1392 and encodes 463 amino acids. Gene Ontology annotation, molecular function: zinc ion binding; guanine deaminase activity. The record is from RefSeq and is a predicted model, not a curated record. Gene Ontology annotation, biological process: guanine metabolic process. Lineage: Eukaryota; Fungi; Ascomycota; Eurotiomycetes; Eurotiales; Aspergillaceae. Gene Ontology annotation, cellular component: cytosol.
AUGGAUGACUUAAACCAAACCUCAUCGCCUGCGUCAGGUCUGCCCCUGGCCUUCCAUGGGACUGCAAUCCAUUCUCGCAGCCUCACAGAACUGGAAAUUCUCGAAAAGUGCCUGAUUCUGGUGGAUGAGUCGGGAACGAUCCAAGCCCUAGAGCGAAAUGUCGAGGACAGCCAAAUCUAUGGGAUCCUCGCGGAUCAUGGUUAUGCGCCCGAGGUCUUCCCCGUGAAGCGCCUGCGUCGGGGUCAGUUCCUCUGCCCCGGCUUUGUCGAUACGCACAACCACGCGCCUCAAUGGACGCAACGCGGCGUGGGCCGCGGCCAAUCUCUCAUCGACUGGUUAAAUCAAGUCACUUUCGCCCACGAGGCAAAAUUUGCCGACGUAGAGUAUGCUCGCCGUACGUAUGCUGCCUGCGUCGACGGGUUUCUGCAGCAAGGUAUUACCACCGCAUCGUACUACGGAUCUCACCACGGCGAGGCGACGAGGAUUCUGGUCGACACCUGUUACGAGAAGGGCCAGCGUGCUCUGGUCGGCAAAUGUAACAUGAAUCGUAAUGCGCCCGACUGGUACCGGGAUGCUUCAAUCGACGACUCGUUGGACGCGACACGCGCGUUCAUUCAAUACGUCCACAAUCGGGACCCUGAAAGCAGACUGGUGAGACCAGUCAUUACCCCCCGUUUCGCCAUUUCAUGCGAUGCCGAGCUGCUGUCGGGACUGGGCUCCAUCGCCCGCGAGAAUCCCAAAGUGCCAAUUCAGACCCACUUCAACGAGGAAGAGCAAGAGAUCACCUUUACGCGAGAACUGUUUCCCCAGUUCAGCACCGAAGCCGAGCUCUAUGGUCAUUAUGGAUUACUCAAUGACCAAACUAUCUUGGCGCAUUGCAUCUAUCUUCAAGAAAAAGAAAUGGACCUACUUCGCCAGGUUCGUUGCGGUGUCGCCCAUUGUCCCAUCGCCAACACGACCAUGCGAGACUUUAUGAUCGCUCCCAUCCGAGAAUACCUACGACAAGGCAUUAAGGUUGGUCUCGGAACAGACAGUGGUGGUGGGCAUUCCUCGUCCAUGCUGGAAGCGAUGAAGCAAGCAUUCGUGGUAUCUCUUGCUCAAAAGACGCGCACAAAUGGUCGAGACCAACCCUUAACCCUCGCGGAGGGCUUCUACCUGGCGACGCACGGAGGUGCACAGGUCUGUGGUUUAGGAGAGAAGAUUGGCAAUUUCGACAAGGGUAAAGAAUUCGAUGCUCUGGAGGUGCACAUGGUUGAUCUGGCCGUUCGGGGGGUCAACUCACCUAUUGAAGACGGCGAUUCGGCAUUUACAAUUUUCGAGAAAUUCCUAAUGACGGGUGAUGAUCGCAACAUUGUGAAAGUGUUUGUCCGAGGACGCUCGGUCAAGGUGUGA